Molecule: messenger RNA, 1093 nt
Organism: Topomyia yanbarensis
Lineage: Eukaryota; Metazoa; Arthropoda; Insecta; Diptera; Culicidae
Gene: vilya
Product: RING finger protein vilya
Exons: 6
Coding region: 116-841 (241 amino acids)
Biological process (GO): homologous chromosome pairing at meiosis; reciprocal meiotic recombination; protein sumoylation
Cellular component (GO): synaptonemal complex
Molecular function (GO): SUMO transferase activity
Source: RefSeq, a predicted model, not a curated record
ACUUUCCAAAGCAGUUGCAAAAUAAACACGUGGCUGUUUAGAAGGAUUAUGACUACUAUAAUCUUUAGUUGAAUCCAGUUUCAAAGAAAAUUAAAUUAAACGUCCAAGAACACAAAUGGCCUCAACACUCUGGAUCCACUGUAAUCUGUGUUACUAUUUAUUGUAUCGAAAGGACCGAAAAUUUUACCAACUAACUUGCCUCCAUGUGUUUUGCAAAAAUUGCAUGGCUCAUAGCAAUCGCGGAACCACUUGUCCCGUUUGUAAAAGACAAGGAAUUAAAUUUGUGGAAAUAUGCAAUUCGAUGGACAAUAAAGUGAAAAUUCUGUACGCACCAACUCCUGCGAAAUCUAUAGAAGUAACUUCAAAAUCUAUAAACUUCCAACUAAAGCAGAAGCAACACCUAAUCGAUCAGCUGGUUGCAACCGAAGACAAAUUGGAUAAAGCUGAUAAAGCGGAACAGGUUCUGCGACAAAAGAUAUAUGAAUCACAGCAAAAAUAUUGCAAAGUUCGUGGACAGCGACGCAGUAUGCAGGAUGCGCUUCGACAACAGGCAGAUUCCUCUCCGGAGCAAACUUUGGAAGCACAGAGUGAUCGUAGGAAGCAUUCGACGCAUCAGAUGAACUUUUUCGACUGUAACUCCGGAAGCACGAACAGCACCCGGACUAAGCGAACAUCUAGCAGCCGAGAUUCACGCGAUUCUUUUUUGAAUUUGAAGGGAGGAACCUCGACAUCUUCCGAUUCAAUCAGGUCGGUCAACUUUGGAACCACACCUUCCAGCGGUGCGAAUUCCGCUGGCCAGAUAAGUAACCUGUUGCACGGGAUGAAAAUUGGCCACAGAUAAACAAAUGAUCCAAGUGUUGCCAAUAAUUCAAUGUAUACGUCGUUCCAAUGACCUCUACUAUACAAUCAGUGAUCCUUUUCACAGUGCCGUUACCACAAUAUAUUAUGAUAGGAACAGUAUCAUAUAAAACUAGUAGUUUAUCAUUCAUAAGGCCAUUGCAAAUCUUUUAAAAAUUAUGUCACCCCCCCUUCAAAAUCGCUGAAAAAAAUCAGGGGGCAAAUAAAUUUUUUAAAAUAACCAAAAUUCAAAAAA